UAAGCGAAAUUUCUCAGUUCUACUGCUCAACACUAGCUAUUCAUCUGUCAUCUGUGUGAAAAAGUAGCAAGAACAAGAGCUAAAAACCAUGUUGCGCAUUACAGCCGGUAAAGUCGCUAGUGCCAUGCGUGGCAGCCUUGGAGUGACAUCCACCCGUGUCAUCGCUGUGCGCCAGCACGGUACCGAGGAAUCGGCCGAGGCAUUCGAUUCCCGUUACGAGAAAUAUUUUGCCCGCGACGGCAUCGAUGGCUGGGAGAUACGCAAGGGCAUGAACGACUUGCUCGGCAUGGAUUUGGUGCCCAGCCCCAAGGUGAUUGAGUCUGGACUGCGAGCCUGCCGUCGCGUCAACGACAUUGCCCUGGCCAUUAGGUGGCUGGAGGGCUGCAAGGACAAGUGCGGCGACCAGAAGGCCACUAUUUAUCCCUACUUGCUGGAGAAGAUCUCGCCGACCUUGAAAGAGCUGGGUGUGCCGACCAUUGAGGAGAUAGGCUACGACAAGCCCGAAUUGGCUCUGAAGUCCGUUUAUGAUAUCUAAAGCGAACGUUUUCCUUUAGUUUAAUUAACACAUACACACAAACACAAGAAGCAGACAUACAAAACAGAUAAUCGAGUUCAAUUCACUUGCUGCGGAUGAACAUGUUAUUGGAUUGCAAAUAAAAAGGAGAUUGGAGUAAGGCCACCACACAAAAAUCA
Drosophila grimshawi is the source of this 693-nucleotide messenger RNA. It is a transcript of the gene COX5A, whose product is annotated as cytochrome c oxidase subunit 5A, mitochondrial. The transcript is spliced from 2 exons. The record is from RefSeq and is a predicted model, not a curated record. Gene Ontology annotation, cellular component: mitochondrial inner membrane. Gene Ontology annotation, biological process: mitochondrial electron transport, cytochrome c to oxygen. The coding region runs from base 89 to 535 and encodes 148 amino acids. Lineage: Eukaryota; Metazoa; Arthropoda; Insecta; Diptera; Drosophilidae.